GGCCGGAAGCGGCGCCAUGGAGGCGGCGGCAGAGAGGCGGCGGGAGCGGCGGCGGCGGGAGACGGCGGUGAAGGCCGAGAAGCGCAGUCCCCGGCGCUCCGCCUCCCGUUCGGCGCGGGGCAGCCAGUCGCCGCCGGCCGAGGAGAGAAGGGGCCCGGCCGGGCCGCGCCAGGGCAGCCGCGGCAGGAGCAGCAGAUCGCCUAAGAGAAAGAGCAAGUCCGGGCGGAGAAGCCGGUCCCCGCGUGGCAGACGGAGCCGGAGCCCGCAUCACGCCGCCGUGAAGGUGAAGCAGGAGCGAGAUGAUCACAGCCGCAGAGGGAAUGAGGAGCGGAAGCAGAGGCAUCCAUCAGAGGAAGAACACAGGAGGGAGAGAAGCAGUGACAGAGACAGGCACAGAGAACACUCAGACAGAAGGAGGAAUGCAAGUGAGAGGCCUGGAGUUCGAGGCCACGAGCGAGAGAGGGAUGCGCAGAACAUCCGUGAGCAGCAAGCAGAGAGGGAGUUUUACAACGAGAGGAGACGAGAGCAUCGACAGAACAACGAGGAGGGGGGUGGUGGUGCUGACCAGAACCCCGAACUGGGGCAAUCUGAUAACAAACCGAAAGAAAAAGCUUCUGCCAACAAAGAGAAACCAAGCUUUGAACUGUCGGGUGCGCUUCUGGAGGACACCAACACCUUCCGGGGCGUUGUGAUUAAGUACAGCGAGCCCCCCGAGGCGCGGAUCCCCAAGAAGCGCUGGCGCCUCUACCCCUUCAAGAACGAUGAGUUCCUGCCCGUGAUGUACAUCCACAGGCAGAGCGCCUACCUGCUGGGCCGGCACCGCCGCAUCGCCGACAUCCCCAUCGACCACCCCUCCUGCUCCAAGCAGCACGCCGUCUUUCAGUACCGGCUGGUGGAGUACACCCGUGCCGAUGGCACCGUGGGGCGGCGCGUGCGGCCCUACAUCAUCGACCUGGGCUCGGGGAACGGCACCUUCCUCAACAACCAGCGCAUCGAGCCCCAGCGCUACUACGAACUGAAGGAGAAGGAUGUGCUCAAGUUCGGCUUCAGCAGCAGGGAAUACGUCCUCCUCCACGAGUCCUCAGAUAAAUCUGAGGCCAAUGCAAAGGACGAUGAUGACGAGGAGGAGAAGGAGGAAGAGUCGGACAGUUAACAGCUGAGGAGGAGAUGGCAGGGGGUGGGACAGGAAAGAGUUUCUUUGCAGCUGAACGUGUGUUGGGAUGUGAACGCUGAAGCAUCACAGCGUUGAUGCCUCUUAUUGCCUUAAAGUCCUUUUUGUUGCUGAUCUCCUAGCAUAUUUGGGGGAAGCUCACUGAUUUUCCAUCUCUUGAUAGUUCUGUGUAUCAGGAAAUACAGCUUGCUCUUUUU
Molecule: messenger RNA, 1368 nt
Organism: Dryobates pubescens (Downy woodpecker)
Lineage: Eukaryota; Metazoa; Chordata; Aves; Piciformes; Picidae
Gene: SNIP1
Product: Smad nuclear interacting protein 1
Exons: 4
Coding region: 17-1153 (378 amino acids)
Biological process (GO): miRNA processing
Cellular component (GO): nucleus
Molecular function (GO): mRNA binding; protein binding
Source: RefSeq, a predicted model, not a curated record